UUGUACUUAGGCCUUAAAGUGAUUUAGUAAUUCAAAUCGUGUUUUUCAUAAUUGAGGUUAUGUCCUUUGUGAUUAUAUAGUUUUUCGUUUUUUAUGUUUAAAAUAAAUAUGUUAUAUUAAACAAAAAUGUCACUACUCUAUCGUAAUAUUUUUAAUAAAUUAGGAAGAUGUGUAAAUAUAACUUCUAGAUUUUGUACAGUCGUUGAAAAUCAAUGUUUAGAAAGAGAAAAAUUUGAACCCAGAAUUUCAGUAACAGAGGCUAUUGAAAGUGGUAAAUUUUUUCAUAAUCCUAGACAAGUAUGGAUAGAAAGUUUAAAAACAAUUCCAGGCAAAAAAUUUGGUAUCGCGCAUUUACAUCCUGAUGUUUUUGCUGCCCAACCUCGAGUAGAUAUUAUUCAUGAAAAUAUUAGAUGGCAAAGAAUGUUUCGAUUUGUGUCUUAUGCACAUACGAAAACUCGAGCAGAAGUCAAAGGAGGAGGAAGAAAACCCUGGCCGCAAAAAGGCCAAGGAAAAGCUCGACAUGGAAGUAUACGGUCUCCUUUGUGGCGUAAAGGAGGAGUAGUUCAUGGACCUCGUUCACCAACGACACAUUUUUACAUGUUACCUUUUUACAAAAGAGUCUAUGGCCUUACAUCUACACUGACGGUAAAGUUAGCUCAAGACGAUUUACACAUUGUAACAGAUCUUGAAAUUCCUUCUGAAGAAACAUCCUACGUUGAGGAUAUUAUUAAUGAAAGAAAUUGGGGUCCAUCUGUUCUAUUCGUUGACGAUAUGGACUUUAUGCCAAGAAAUAUUUCCAUAGCUACUGAAACUAUAAAACACGUCAAUUUAAUGCCUGUUUAUGGAUUAAACGUGUAUAGUAUGUUGAAGCAUGAUACUCUAGUCUUAACUGAACGAGCUGCAAGGCUCAUUGAAGAGAAAUUACUUUAUCAGCUCAACAGAGCAGACGAAAGAAAAGUAAACUCCAAAUUCAAACUUAACCAGUAAUAAGGGUUCUGAAAAUUUUUAUACUUUAGUUUCCAUUAAAAAUAUUGGAAAAUAAAAAUGUUGUAAUUAUUGACAAUAUUUUGAUUUAAUAUAAGUUUAGUAUAAGUAUA
This is a messenger RNA of Leptopilina boulardi, 1097 nucleotides long. It is a transcript of the gene mRpL4, whose product is annotated as 39S ribosomal protein L4, mitochondrial. Bases 127 to 987 code for a protein of 286 amino acids. The record is from RefSeq and is a predicted model, not a curated record. Gene Ontology annotation, molecular function: structural constituent of ribosome. Gene Ontology annotation, biological process: translation. The transcript has 3 exons. Gene Ontology annotation, cellular component: ribosome. NCBI's taxonomy places the organism in Eukaryota, Metazoa, Arthropoda, Insecta, Hymenoptera, Figitidae.